This is a messenger RNA of Protopolystoma xenopodis, 240 nucleotides long. NCBI's taxonomy places the organism in Eukaryota, Metazoa, Platyhelminthes, Monogenea, Polystomatidea, Polystomatidae. The record is from the annotation of a GenBank genome assembly.
AUGGAAUACGAUUCUGAAUGGGCAGAACGAGUAAAAAUGGAGAAGUUUCCUUGGCACAACAACCAAUGGAUUGAGGCAAUUCAGUCGGCAGACAACGGGAUAUCCUCGAUGCCCAAAGGAUUGCCGUACAAAAAGAAUCCAGGAUAUGGGGCCGAUGUGGACUUUCUUGAUUUUCAACUACAGGAGGUCGAUGGUGAUGAGGAUGAUGAAGAUGAUAAAGGUAUAUUAAUUGAUUCUUGA